Messenger RNA from Rhizophagus irregularis DAOM 181602=DAOM 197198, 2320 nucleotides. The record is from RefSeq and is a predicted model, not a curated record. NCBI's taxonomy places the organism in Eukaryota, Fungi, Glomeromycota, Glomeromycetes, Glomerales, Glomeraceae.
UAUGUUCCGAUCCUUGAUCAUUGAUCCCUUGAUACUAUUAAUUAAUACACUUAACUCCCAUCAGUCCCAUGUUCUGUGGUGGGUACUGGAACAAAAAAUACUGGCUAGUUAUUAUAUUAAAAUUAACGGACCUAAUUAAGGUUACACAAGUUUUUCUAAUAUAAAAAUGAUCUAAGUACGUUCCAUGACUGACACAUAAUUGUUUGUAAAAAAAUAAAAAAACAGACAAAAAUAUGGCAAAUGCACAAGAGUAUAUAAAUCAAAAGUACCCUACUAAAGAAAAAAGGGGGGAAAUAAAAAUCUUGCGUCUUGAACGAAAAGAUUUAGAAGGUCAUUUAGACUUAUCUGACUUCGUGAAUUUAGAAAAGUUAUAUUGUUCAGAAAAUGAACUUGUUGGUAUUGAUUUGUCACUUACUCAUCCCGAAAAAAUGACCUAUUUAGAUAUUGGCAAUAACAACUUCGCUCCUUCUGACUUAUCGCUUUUUAGUAAGUUUAUUAAUUUAAAAGUGUUGUCUAUAGGUGCUGAUAAGGAAGAAAAAGUAAAGCUAAAUAAAUAUAACCGGUUUUACGGAAGUUUGGAGCCUUUGAAGAGUUUAAAAUUGAAUACCUUAGAUAUUAGAGCUACUGACAUAAACGAGGGUCUAGAAUUUUUAUCGGAUUCUUUGGAUUCUAUUCUUUGUGAACCAGUUAGAGAUGAUGCCAAAGUGAAAACAAUCCAUGAAUUGACCAAACCUUAUUACAAUAGACUUUCAAACGCUUUCGACAUUAAAAAGUGUAAAGAUUAUUUUAUUACUCUUCUUCGGCGUAAAAUAACUGAGUUAGAAAAAGAAAGUGCCUGUUUGGAAAAGCAAUUGGAAGAAAUUAAGAAAUUAGGGGAAGAAGAACUAAAAAUACUUCAAGCCGAGUUAACUAAUAUAGGAGAAAAUUUACAAAAAGAAAUUAAAGAAAAAGAAAGAGUGAUAAAAGAAUUGGAAACUAACUUAACACGAGAAGAGAAAGACAACCAGAAAUUGAAAGAAUAUUUGGAAGAAGAAAAACACACUUUAGAGAAGUUGAAGGAAAAUUUAGAAGAAAUUCAAAAAAAUAGAGAUGAAUUACAAGAAGCAUACCGAAAAUUCAAGGAAGAACAAACUAAGGAAUUGAAUUUAAUUAAUGAGCAAUUACAAGAAGCGGGAAAAAAAAUAAAGGAAUUAGAGACAAAAGUAUUGGAAUCAGAAAGUAAAAAAGAAGAAUUAGAAGAAGCUAAAAAAAAAUUAGUAGAGGAUAGUGAGCAUUGGCAUGGACGAGUCAGUAGUUUAGAGAAAGAUUUAAAAAGAGCAGAAGAAGAAUUAAAGAAAAAAGAAAAGAUGUUAGAAUCACUUAUCGAUGGAACAAGAGAAAAAGAAGAUUUGCAACAAAAAAUAAAAGUUGAUAAAGUUAAGAUGAAUGCUAUUAAAGAUGAAAAGGAUAAAGCAGAAAGAGAGCUAAUAAUAACUAAUAAUGGUUUGCAGGAAAUUGAAAAACAAUUAGAUAAUUUAGCUAUUGAAGUAGACAGUAUUAUGAGAGAAAAGAAAAGCAAAAUAUUGGAAAAAGAACGAUUAAUUCGGCAAAAAAGUUGGUGGGAAAAAAAGCCUAUUACUUCAGCACUCAAAGUGGUUGGUUUUGGAAAAUGGGCAGAAAGAGCAAGAAAGAUAGAUUCGUUAGAAGAAGAAAUAGAAGACUUAUCUAGAGAUGAAGAGUCGAAGAAAGCUCAACUUGAAGUGAUUGGUAAGUCUGAGAAAAUAAUGAAAGGAAUUAGGAUAAUUAGUAUAGAAGAAGAAUUAGCAGAUGUCAAUAACAAAUUAGCAGAUGCCAAUGAAACAUUAGCAGAUGUCAAUAAAAAAUUAGCAGAUAAAAAUACUAAUUAUCAAAAACUAUACGAAGAAAAUGAAUCUCAAAAAAGCCAAAUAGAAAAUUUGUUAACUUACCAGAAAUAUGCAGAAAUUUCUUUACAGAUUAAGAAAGAAAAAAGUGAAUGUAAGUUGAGCAAACCUGCACAGAAAGCACUGGAAGAACUUUUUAACAAGGUUCAGGAUGAACAAAACGAAUUAGUAAAGGAUGUAAAAGAAAAAUCUUUUGAAGAUUGGGGAUUAGAAGAGGCAGAAAAAGAAAAAAUAAAUUCGUUUCUUGAUAAGUACACAGAGUUACUGAAGUUGGAAAAUGAGUUAAUUGAUAAACAGCAAACUUAAAUCCAAAUCCCUCCUAAAUAACCCAGGUGAACACAAAAGCUCCCCUUAUCUAAUAAGCACUUUUAAGAAGAGCAAAAUCAGAGAUUUUGUCUUUACCUCCAAAUUUACUUAUC